AUGUCCGACGCCGUGCCCAGCAGCGCGACCAUGAUGAAGGCCGAGGGUCCGCCCAAGAAGCAGGCCAAGACGGGUGCGCCCCGCGCGGCGACGCCCAAGGCGCCGAAGGCCGCGCGCGCGACCUCGGCCGGCGCCAAGAAAAAGGCAGCGCCGGCGCCCGUGAGCAUUCCGCCCAAUGGCCUCAACACCAAGCCGAGUCCGCAGCCGAGUGCGGGGCCGCCUACCUACUCCGCGCCGGGUGCGCCCAACGCGCCACCGAACGCGCCCGCGCCCAUGGCCGGCAACGUCAGCAUGCAACGCCCGGCGUACGCUGGCAUGCCGCCUGCGCAGGCGCCGACAGGGCCACACGCCAUGGGCCCGAACGCGCCGGAUCCGAACGUGCGCCGCAGCAUCAUGCACGCGCUGUUCAUGCGCUACAAGCAGCUCCACGGCAGCAACGCGGACGACGCGACGUUGCAACGCAUGGCGGCGAACCUCGAGCGCGAGAUCUUUCAGCGCGCGCCGACGCGCGACGAGUAUGCGCAGGUCGCGGCCGCCGAGAUCAAGCGCCUCGACGUGAGCCAGCAGAUGUACGGGACGCCGCCGCAGGGCCGCGAGAUGGGCUCGGGCGGCGCGACGCCGGUUGGGCAGCCCCAGCGCCCGCCCGCCCCGUACGGCGCCCCGUCGCCCGGCGGCAUGAUGGACUACCGGUCGACAUCGUCCGGCACGUACGUCCCGCCUAACACGCUCUCGUACCAAGAGUUUUGCGCGCGCAUGCAGUACCAGCCGAUCCAGAAGCUCGUCGACAUCAUGUGGAGCCAGCGCACGAUGAUUUACGAUUUGCAGCAAGAACUGUGCCACUACAAGAAGCAGCUGCAGCCGCCGCAGUCGGCCCCCAUGUACCCGCCGUCGUACCCGCCGCAGCAGCGACCGUACCACCCGAGUCCCACCACGAACGGCGAGAGCACACCAACGACGGCGACGAACUACGACCGCCGGCCGCCGCCGACGCCGCCACAGAACGCAACCGCGUAUUGGGCCAAGGUCGCCGAGCUCAAGGACGCGCAUAGCAACCACCUCAAGAAGGCGUACCAGAUCCUCUGCAUGGCGUCGCAGUCAACGGCGAGCAUGCAGUCCACCAAGGCCGAGAGCAUGAAGCAGAACAUCCAUUACGCCAUGGUCGUCCUCAACGAAACCCAAGAGACGGCGGCGCAACCCCGCGACUUCUCAGUCAUCAUGUCGGUCGAGGCGUUCAUUCGCGAGAGCAUUCUGCCGCUCAUCCGCAAGGUCCAAGAAGUCUCACAGCAAAAAGCUGGCACACCGACGCAGGCCAGUGGUCCGCCCCUGGGCCUGCCACAGCAGCAGCAGCAGCAGCAACAACAUCCGCCGCAGCAACAACAACAGCACCAACAGCAGCACCAGCAGCAGCACCAACAGCACCAACACCAGCAACAACACCAGCAACAACAGCAGCAACAGCAGUCGUUGCAGCAGUCGUUGCAGCCGCCGCCGCAACAGCAACCGCCACAGCAGCAGCCGCGAGGGCCGCCGGCGCAAGGCAAGGCGCCGGACCGAGGUCAGUUUACAAAGCAGCUUCUUGACGACAAGAAACCCAGCGCCAAGGAGAACACGAGCAACAACAUGGACGACUUUGCCGACUUUACGGGCCUCGACGACCUCGACGACCUCGACGAGAAGGACGACGCGUCGUCCUUCAACGCCAAGAAGCGUCCGCUGAGCGAGCUCUAA
Molecule: messenger RNA, 1728 nt
Organism: Saprolegnia diclina VS20
Lineage: Eukaryota; Oomycota; Saprolegniomycetes; Saprolegniales; Saprolegniaceae
Exons: 1
Coding region: 1-1728 (575 amino acids)
Source: RefSeq, a predicted model, not a curated record